AUGAGAAUCUUCUAUUUAGCCACUAUCAUCUUAUUGAGUGGUUUGCUUGCCAACGCUCAAUUCGAUGGUCAAUCUUCAUGGGGUAGUCCAUCCAACACCUACCCAUUGACCGUAAACUCUCGUUCCGGUAUGUACACUGGUAUCUACAUGAAUGAGUCCCGUGCUUUCCUCGGUAUUCCAUACGCCCAACCACCCACUGGAAACCUCCGUUUCAAGCCACCACAAUCACUCUGGUACAACUGGGGUAUGACCUACGCCACCCAAAUGCCACCAUCAUGUUGGCAAUCAGGUAAACCAACCGGUUACAUCAUGUCUGAGGACUGUCUCUACUUGAAUGUUUUCACCCCAAAGAACAUCCACAACGUCAAUCCAACUCAAUACUACUCCAACUUGCCAGUUAUGGUCUUCUUGCACGGAGGUCGUUACUGGACUGGUGCCGCCACCGACUUCCAAGGUGAUCAUCUCGCUGCCGUCGGAAAUGUCAUCCACGUCGUCAUCCAAUACCGUUUGAACAUUUUCGGUUUCCAAUCGUUCGAUGGUAACACCAACAUCGGUCUCCAAGAUCAACAAAUGGCUCUCCGUUGGGUCCAAGACAACAUUCGUUCAUUCGGUGGUGAUCCCGAGCGUGUUACCAUCUAUGGUGAAUCUGCCGGUGGUUCUGCUACCCUCUACCAUUUGACCAUGCCAUCCUCAUACAACUUGUACAACCGUAUCGUUGCCCACUCUGCCUGGCAAUGGGUUGUCCCAACCGCCGCCACCUCCAAGGUCAAGACUGCCGCUUACGCCGCCACCAAGGGUUGUGCCAACGUCACCUCUUCCGGAGCCCCAGACUACAACGCCAUCUUGAGAUGUAUGCAAUCCAAGCCAGCCGCCGAUAUCACCCCAACCGUUGGUAAUUCUGAUUUCUUUGUUCCAAUGGUCGACGGUAACUUGAUCAAGACUCAAUUGCUCACUGCCUUUAAGCAAGGAAAGUACAACAAGCGUGCCAACAUUAUCAUCGGUCACAACUACGAUGAGGGUCACUACAUGGCCUUUGCCCGUCUCGGUUACGUCCCACCAACCACCACAGUCACCAACACCACCCUCUACAACUCCCUCGUUAAAUACUUGAACGUCUACUUUACCCCAGCUCAACGUGACGAAAUCAUCUCUUGGUACUUGCCAGUCGCCGGUGAAAUCGGUAACUGGAUGGGUGGUUCCGAAUUCUUUGGUGACUAUUACAUCAACUGUGGUUCCAUCAUGGCCUCUGAGUACUUAUUCCAACAAGGUGUCAAGUUCAACAACUACAUCUUCAACUACUCCUCACCAAACUACCCAUCCAGCGAUUGGUUCUUGGCUGCCUCCCACGGUAACGAAUUGCCAUACGUCUUCUUCCAAGAUGUCUACACUCCCUACCCAUUCGCCCCAGCCGAUGCCGUCUUGGCCCAUCGUAUGACCCGUUCAUGGACUGACUAUGCUGACAAUGGUAACCCCUCUGGUCCAUUCUCAAGAUGGCCAACCUACCCAGAUGCCAUGUACUACGGUCCAGAUGUCAUGAACUACAAUGACAAGCGUCCAUACUCCAAGGCUAUCUGUGAGAACUGGAGACAAUACCUUGAAGCCUACUAA
Molecule: messenger RNA, 1608 nt
Organism: Heterostelium album PN500
Lineage: Eukaryota; Evosea; Eumycetozoa; Acytosteliales; Acytosteliaceae
Exons: 1
Coding region: 1-1608 (535 amino acids)
Source: RefSeq, a predicted model, not a curated record